This is a messenger RNA of Macrosiphum euphorbiae (potato aphid), 1038 nucleotides long. The record is from the annotation of a GenBank genome assembly. NCBI's taxonomy places the organism in Eukaryota, Metazoa, Arthropoda, Insecta, Hemiptera, Aphididae.
AUGGUCCAAAUUUGUUGUGUGUGCUACAAUACCAGAAAUAAUAAUAAAAAUGUUUCUUUUCAUUCAUUUCCAAAAGAUAUAUCUAAAAGAACCAUGUGGCUUAAUGCACUUAAUUUAACAUCAAUAUCAAAUUGGAAGAAAGUUUGUAGCGCACAUUUUAGAGCUAAUGAUUUUAUAUUUAGCAACGAUCGUAAUAUUCUCCGAUCAACUGCAGUACCAACCAGUAAUUUUAAAUUAUUGGAGGAACAUAGUUAUGCUGAUAAUGAAUCAUUACGUAGUCCGUGUUUAUUGAUGUCUGAUGUAUAUGUUAGUUCACCAUCUACUUAUAAGACAGAAAGUUAUGAAAAUUUAAACUCUGAAACUUCCCGGCCACCUCUGUUUAACCACUGGACAAAUUUAGAAGUGAUAACUCUACCAAAAAAAACUAGAAGGAUUUGGAGUUCAAGUCGAAUAGGGGAUUUAAGUGACGGAGUUAGUAGCGCUAAUGAUUUUAUAUUUACCAACAAUCAUAAUAUUCUCCGAUCAACUGCAGUACCAACCAGUAAUUAUAAAUUAUUGGAGGAACAUAGUUAUGCUUGCGGUUAUGCUAAUAAUGCAUCAAUAAGUAGUCCGUGUUUAAUGAUUCCUGAUGUGUCACCAUCUACUUCUAGGACAAAAAGUUAUGAAAAGGAAAAUGUUGUUGAAACGUCCCAGCCUUUUCUGUUUAAUCUCUGUACAGAUGAAGAAGUGAAGACUCCACAAAAAAAAACAAGAAGAAUUUGGAGUUCCAGCCGACUAGGGGAUUUACGUGAUGAAGAUUUUUCAUCUCCACAAAGAACAAAAAAUAAUCUUUGUAUAAUAAGAAAUACUGUUAAAAAUAUUCGUCGAAAAAAUAAAAUAUUGAGUCAAAGAAACCAACGUCUCAAAAAAAAAGUAUCUUCGCUGUUGGAUACAAUAAAUGAAUUAAAAAAUAAAUUGCUAAUUUCCGAGAAUACUGCUUUAAAUUUGAAGAACACGGAAGUCAAAACUAAAACUCACAAGAAAAAGAAGAAGGUUUGA